CCCCUGUCAUGUGACAAGGAACUGUUGGUCAGCUGAUUUUGCGGUUAUUUACAUUUGCGAUUACUUUAAGGAAGUAUCUUUAAAAAAGUUGUAGUACUAUUACUCAGUUUAUGAUUUAUAGCAUAUAAAUUAUUAAAUUAACAAAACAAUCCUCGCGUUUAUUUCCGAAUUCAUCCAUUCGUUCAACGCAGCCUGGUUCUCACGUUGAUAUCUAACGUUAGCUACACUGGUUUAAAACUCUUCACAGCACAACCAUGGCUCUCAGCGAUGCAGAUGUGCAGAAACAGAUCAAGCACAUGAUGGCCUUCAUUGAGCAGGAGGCCAGUGAGAAAGCAGAGGAAAUUGAUGCCAGGGCAGAGGAAGAGUUCAACAUUGAGAAGGGUCGACUGGUGCAGACUCAGAGGCUGAAGAUCAUGGAGUACUACGAGAAGAAGGAGAAACAGAUCGAGCAGCAUAAGAAAAUUCAGAUGUCCAACCUGAUGAACCAGGCCCGACUGAAGGUCCUGAAGGCUCGUGAUGACAUGAUCUCGGACCUGUUGAACGAGGCUCGGCAGAGGCUGGCCGAAAUUGCCAGGGACCCCGCCCGUUACCAGGCCCUGAUGGACGGCCUCGUCCUGCAGGGUUUCUAUCAGCUCCUUGAGCCCAAAGUGACGAUUCGCUGUCGGGAGCAGGAUGUGAACCUGGUGCAGACGGCUGUGCAGAAGAACAUUCCCAUUUACCAGGCGGCUGUGAAGAACAACAUCAGUGUCCAAAUCGAUCAGAACAACUUCCUGCCUUCGGGCAUCUCGGGAGGCAUUGAGCUCUAUAAUGCUGAUCGCAGAAUUAAGGUGUCCAACACCCUGGAGAGCAGACUGGAUCUCAUUGCCCAGCAGAUGAUGCCUGAAAUCCGAGUGGAGCUGUUUGGUGCCAACCCGAAUCGCAAGUUCAUGGAUUAAUGGAUCCUUCGGUUUUCAAAGGCCAAGGGUUUCACAACCAAAGUACCAAAAGCAACAUGCAAAGUUCCUUUAAUUACAUGGUCAAGAUUCAAUUUCUGUGUCUCUGUUUUAUAACCUAAAAUGAAAAAAACCUAGUUUUUUCCCUCUCCAUGUUUACUUUUACUUUUUUGUCCAAAGACAAAUUAAAUGCUGGAAGAACAUUCAUUUAUAGAGUCAAAAUCAUUCUGCUUCUCAUCAGAGCUGUUGUUUGAGCCUCAAAAUCCACCAAUUCAGGUCCAACUAAUAGAGACUGUAGCUGCUUUAAUGCUGAUAAGACUUGAGGGUCCCAUUUGAGUCUCCAUUUCAGGGGGUUUCCCUGUUUGAAAGGUCUGUGGCCCCGCCAUGAGCUCAGGGAAUAUUGGAGCCCAUAAUUACAAAUGGACCUGAAUAUUUUAUGUGCCUGAGGUUUUGCAUUUACUGCAACGGUUCUAUUGAUUCAGAUUGACUGUGACUUCAUGUGUUGAGCUUUGUACACCUGAAUGCAAGGCAUGUAUUAAAAUAUAGUUUUUUUUAAAAA
Anguilla rostrata (American eel) is the source of this 1491-nucleotide messenger RNA. RefSeq names its product V-type proton ATPase subunit E 1-like. Gene Ontology annotation, biological process: proton transmembrane transport. NCBI's taxonomy places the organism in Eukaryota, Metazoa, Chordata, Actinopteri, Anguilliformes, Anguillidae. The record is from RefSeq and is a predicted model, not a curated record. Gene Ontology annotation, cellular component: proton-transporting two-sector ATPase complex, catalytic domain. Gene Ontology annotation, molecular function: proton-transporting ATPase activity, rotational mechanism. The transcript has 9 exons. The coding region runs from base 255 to 935 and encodes 226 amino acids.